Molecule: messenger RNA, 2432 nt
Organism: Gordionus sp. m RMFG-2023
Lineage: Eukaryota; Metazoa; Nematomorpha; Gordioida; Chordodea; Parachordodidae
Product: aspartate--tRNA ligase, mitochondrial-like
Exons: 2
Biological process (GO): aspartyl-tRNA aminoacylation
Cellular component (GO): cytoplasm
Molecular function (GO): aspartate-tRNA ligase activity; ATP binding
Source: RefSeq, a predicted model, not a curated record
AUAUAUUGUAAUUUUUAUGAAAGAAAAAGAUAUUUAAAAAAUACAGCAUCAAAUCUAUUCAACAUUUUAAGUUUAUCAAUCAAAACCAAUACUAAGAAUAUUAUCAAGGAAAAUGUAGACCUACAUACUACAAAAUUUUUGAAUUGGCGAACUCAUACAUGUGGUGAGUUAGAUUUAAUCAAUGUUGGAGAAAAAGUUAAACUUUGUGGUUGGCUUCUACACUCACGUUUUAAUAAAUUUAUUAUCAUUAAAGAUACAUAUGGAGUAACUCAAGUCUUAUUAAAUGAUAAUACAUUAGUUAUAAAUUCCUCUACAAAUUUUACAGACUUACAAGAUUAUCAAAAAUUUAAUAGCAUUAAAAAAGAUAUUAAAAAUUUAAUAAUACCAUUGGAAAGUAUUAUUAGUGUUGAAGGCUUUGUUACGAAACGUCCACCAUCCCAAAUCAACAAUCUUAUUUCUACUGGAAAAAUUGAAAUUAUAGCUGACAAAUUGAACAUAUUGAAUUUAAAUACAAAUCCAAAUUCUAUCAAAUAUUGCCAUAAUUAUCACUAUGAUACAAAAUCUGCAAAUAAUACAGAUGAACAUUUAGUAGAUUUACCUAUUAAUAACUUAAAAGGUAUGACAGAAUAUGAAAAAUUACGUUAUCGAUAUGCAUAUCUGCGUACUUCUUAUAUGCAAAAUAAUCUAAGAAAACGCGCAGAGUUUUUAUCCAAAGUACGUAAUUUUUUAAAUGAACAUAAUUUUAUUGAAGUUGAAACACCCUCUUUAUUUAAACCAACACUAAAUGAUAUGGGUGCUUCUGAAUUUUUAGUGCCAAAAAAUGAUCUCAUCCAAAUUUUAUCAAACUUAUCUAUUUCUGGGCUUGAUCAUACAAAAGGGAUUGGAAAUCCAUUCAAUCCUACAAUAAGUGAACUAUCAUUUUAUGCCUUGUGCCAGAGCCCACAGUUAUUGAAGCAAUUGUUAAUGAUAGGGGGAAUGGAUAGAUAUUACCAAAUAGCUAAAUGUUUCAGAAACGAAAAACGUAUUCACCAUGAACGUCAACCAGAAUUUACUCAGAUUGAUCUUGAAAUGUCUUUUUCCAAUAGUAAAAACGUUAUGCUUAUUGUCGAAAAUUUUUUAGAAAAAGCUUGGCCCUCAUUAUUUGAUAGUUCUAUCUAUGGCACCUCUUCAAAAGUUUCUACCCCAUUUCCUGUAAUGACCUUUGAGCAUGCCAUGACAAAUUAUGGCACCGAUAAACCUGACAUGCGUUUUGAAGACACGUUUCUGCUCACCAAUGAACAUGACGAGUGUCAAAAGUUGCUCACACUUUUCAAUGAUGAGGGGUCACAAUUCAGGUCAGAAAUUGAUAAGUUGUUUUCCACAUAUAGUUCCGAUCAGCAUAAAUUUCCCUCCUCGUUGUACCUCUAUACCAAAUCCUCCAAUAAUAGUUCAUCAAAAUGGAUGAUGUCUCAAAUUUAUAGUUUUGACCCAAAUAAUACAUCCUCAAGUCAUAGAUUACUAGGUGAUUUAAAUUAUUCAAAAUUGGAAAUAUGCCAAAAUUUGAAUGCAUCUCCAUUGACUACAACCUGUGAGGUGCCAAAUGAUGUUGUCCUAUGCUACAUCUCUGAGGAAGAAACAUUUUCCCAACUGACCUGCGGUAAAAUAAGAAACAUUUUGAUAUCAAACCUAUCAAAGUUAUCGAAUACAAUAAAAAAACCUAUGGAUGAUUCUUUUAAAUUUUUGUGGGUAAUCGAUUUUCCUCUCUUCAAAGUUAAGAAAAUUAAACAUCCUGGUUCCUUGAAUUUAGAAUCAGUCCACCAUCCUUUCACGGCUCCCAUUCCAGAGCACAGAAGCCUUUUGUAUCAAACACCCUUAUUGACCAAAAAUAUUCUUAGCAUAAAAGCCCAACAUUAUGAUAUAGUCGUCAAUGGGGUUGAAAUAGGAGGGGGCUCUGUUCGAAUUCAUGACUCCAACGAGCAGCGUCACGUUUUGGAAAGUAUCUUAGAAGUUAUGCCAAAUACUGGAAACUCCAGGACAAAAAAAAUAAUUAAAACUAAUCCCGACGACAAAUAUGGUAGCGGUGAAUUGGAGUAUUUCUUGGAGGCCCUAGCCAGUGGAUGCCCUCCUCAUGCUGGAAUAGCCUUAGGUUUGGACAGGAUUGUUGCCAUAGCCAGGAAUUGUUCCAGUAUACAAGACGUUAUGGCAUUUCCCAAAUCAUCCAGUGGAAAGGACGUCUUGUCCGAAUGCCCUUGUAGUUUUGAUCAGUUUUUAUAAAUUCCAGUCAAUGAUUACCACUAGGACUGGGGGAAAAGGAAUAAACUUUGAAAAAAAAAUUUCCUAUGAUUAUAUUAAUAAUUAUAUUUUUACAAGUUGAAAAUGUAUAUAUUUUUUUUAAUCACCCAUUUGCGAAGCUUGUCAUUUUUAUAUGAAUAAUUUAUUAAUAAAAAAAAGAA